AUGGCCUCCAUCCAGAGGUUCUUGGUGAAGGAAGAGCAGAAGACGUACGUCUUCAACCUGGCAAGCCUGCUGAAGCUGCUGGUGCUGUGUGCUGUCCUUUGGGUUCUUGGUGUGACAACCUUGAUGCCAAACAAGACCCAAGCGCAGACUGUCCGGGAAAUGAUUUGUGGCGGGAAUCGAGACUUCGUGUACGGCUCCCAUCCGACGAUCGGCCCGAUCUUCGUGGCCGACACAACGCAGUACAAUCUGAAGAACGCGGAGAACAUGCUGCCAAACAUUGCCAACUUGGUGGAGGACGUCGUCUUCAACUACGACCCGGCGGAUGUGAAAGACUACAUGUGGCGGACCACUCUGUCUGGGGGAGCUGUGGCGGUCAAGCACCUCCCCACUGUUACCGAGAUGCAGGCCUGGCUAAGCAUGACCGAAGCAGAAGCCGCAGAGGAAACUGACUACGGGAGCCGGAGCUAUGGCACCUUCUGUGAAGAUCGCUCCCGAGACUUUUGGGAAGGCGACUGGCUCUGGCCAACCAUUGAGACCCUCACCGGUGCCAAAGACUGCGCCAGCGCGAAGCCUUUCUGCGAACGGCGCGACUUACCCCUGAUUCGCAUGAUGUGCCCCGAGACCUGCGGCUGUGUGGAUCCACUGGCCGGGCUCUAUGUGGACAACGGCUGCCGCCAGCUCUGCCGUGAAACGCCCGAGUUCCAGGCCGCCCUGGCAAGCGCGGCGUGCCAGGACUUGUCGAACUCGAAGCAGGAGCUUGCUUGGCAGAGGUGGUGGAGUGGCUUCUACUCCAACGAGAGGGGCAUCUGGAGCGAGGACAACGAGAUGAUGACCUUCGCAAGGGGUGGCGCCGAGGGGAACUGCAGCUUCCUCCUGUCCCAGGAUUGGAUGGCCCGAACCUUCUGCCAGCAGCGCCAGACGCGCCCAGGCACCAUGAUCUGUCCCUCCGUGUGUGGCUGCCCUGGCAUCACGGACGGCUGGUGCCCCGGCUCCUGUCUCUCCGACGCCACCCCCGCGGAGGGAGGAGACUCUUCGCGUUGA
This is a messenger RNA of Symbiodinium natans, 1041 nucleotides long. Lineage: Eukaryota; Dinophyceae; Suessiales; Symbiodiniaceae. The record is from the annotation of a GenBank genome assembly.